Molecule: messenger RNA, 339 nt
Organism: Fusarium tjaetaba
Lineage: Eukaryota; Fungi; Ascomycota; Sordariomycetes; Hypocreales; Nectriaceae
Product: mitochondrial carrier pet8
Exons: 2
Coding region: 1-339 (112 amino acids)
Source: RefSeq, a predicted model, not a curated record
AUGAUGUCAGCUCGUUCCAUGAUGGCCCUGCGCACUGCGCACACCAGCAAGAUCAUCCUCGGACGAGGUCUCUUUACUACAUCGACACGUCUAGGUCUCAAGGAAUCAUCCACCCACACCGACGUCGACUACGACAAGCACAAGCAAGACUCCCUCAGGAAGCAGAAGGAGGGCAGCGGCCACUGGAAGCCAGAGCUCGCCUCAGACAGCGAGGAGGCCGUCAAGGCGGACAGAUCGGACAUUGAUCCUGCCAAGGACAUCAAGAACCUCCAAGAGCGAACCAAGAAGGCUGCCGAGGAGACUCACAAGGCUGGUACCAGCACACGGGAUAACAUGUAA